Molecule: messenger RNA, 12105 nt
Organism: Porites lobata
Lineage: Eukaryota; Metazoa; Cnidaria; Anthozoa; Scleractinia; Poritidae
Source: the annotation of a GenBank genome assembly
CCUUAGUUCUAGGUUGCUAUUUUUGAAUGCUUCUUUGAAAUAGUGUAAUACAAGUUAUAUAAAUUUUUGAUAAUCCCUGAUACCAAAUAUAUUAGAGGAAUAUAUUAAGGUCAUUUAAAGGGGACUACCCUGCAAAAGCCUGCAAGGGUUUCUGUAGUCCUCCUCCAUUUGUUAAUAAUAACUAGUUUAAUGACAUGUAUUGACCUAAAUGGAUAUAAACUUGAUUGAUUGAUUGAUGUGGCCUCGUCACUGAUGUGCCAGCCUAUUUAUAUUCAUUUAUUUCCCUAUUUGUCAAAUAGAGUUGAGUCAUGAGUUUUGUCGUGACGUCGGGAGAUAAUCGCUUGGGGCGCACGUCACUUGAUUUUUUCUAUUCAUUUUUACGGUGUAAGGAAAAGACCAGCGUCAUCAGUCAAGGUCACUGUAUUGAUUAAUUUCCUUUUCUCAAAAAGAAAUUCAUUCCCAACGUCACGAGUUUCCCCCGAAGCUUGGUAACCAGGCUAUCUGUCAAGAGUUUUCCCAGAUUCCUUGUAACCAGGCCAUGACACUAAAACACGAGCGAAGUCGCACGUAAAGCGACCACACGAUGUUACGCACUAUUGUGGACUGAUCAAAUUUGUUUCAUGAGUUCUAGCCGAAGAAUGUCAACUCAAGUAAAAGAAGGAAUUAGCAAAGGUUCUGGAGAACCUGUUAAAGUAGCAGCCAAAAAACACAGAUGGUACCUCGGAGGUAUUGCCUCAGCAAUGGCUGCCUGCUGCACGCAUCCAUUGGAUCUGUUGAAGGUACUAAGCAUCCUUUUGACUAGAUGUUGAGACGCCUAUUUAACCCGUGCCAUUAUCGGUUUUAAUACAAUGUGAGCUCUGAAAAAAAUGCGGCAAUUUUUUGGUCCUGUAUUUAUUUUGUUUUAAUAUAUUUUUCGUGGGGAGGGGGUCGGGGGGUCCCGUCGUUUAAGUUUUCAAUUCAUUCGUUUCAGAUCGAUGUACUGGCUCAGACGUCAUUUGUUUAUGUUGAAAAUCAUAGGAGCUGAACCGUUGUUUAGUUUUGUAAGUGACCCAGCCUGAAUCGCUCCUUGUUUCUUAAAGUGAAACCGUCCAAAUGGAAAAUAAUUAGAAUCAAGGCAAUCCUUUGUUCUACUUGUCCCGGCUACCAAAACCUCACCGUUUAGAUAUCCGGCAACAGCCGUGGAUCCUUGUUGUUGUUUAGGCAAAUAUUUUAGAUAUUUCAAUCAGUGUCUUUUUUUUCAGUGUGUUUUAUUUAGGCGUGAGAUAAGGAAUGAGUACAUGUGCGCUUCUCCCGAAGGUGUUUAGUCUUGAUGGGGUCGUGAAUAUUCACGUUAUAAUUAUCUUACUCACUCGCGAUCGUAUGCAAAUUUCAGUUUAUCUCCAUUUUGUCAAAGUUUAAAUUUUAUUCUAAUUACAUAUUUGCACCCCAUUUUGAUAAAAAUUUUAAGUGUGGCAAAUUCCUUUUGAACUACAUGACUACUACGAUGUUAAAUAAAUUAUGUAUUUAUGAUCAUGUAAGUUUGUCAAGUUGUUGCCUAAAGGGUUUUUGUUAGGACAAGCAGGGGGGGGGGGGGGGACGGAGGUCUUCUUACAAAGGUAUCGUAAAGUUUCGAGUGCUUUUAAGCAACUUUUGAAAACCUCUCUGUAGAAGUAAUAAUUAUUGAACAUAGUUCAUUUAGUUUUGUUAAAGCACUGAGAUUUCUUUUCCUUAAAAACCUUCUAUUACAAUUAUUAUUGAUUUGAAACUAACAAUCCCUGAAAGUUAUAACAAUACCUUCAAUAUUAGACCCACAAUUGACUAUUUUUCCUUUUAUUCAUUACAAAUGAAAAUUCAAAAAGAAGAAACUGAAGGAAAAGCUGUAAAGGAGAAACUGAAGAAAAAAUUAUGUGCAUCUAUGCUUUUCUUUCAUUUUCAGUUUCUUUCUGUUCUUUUAUUGUAAAUGUUCUACACCCAAAGAAAAAGAGCAGUGGCUUGAUAUAAAAACACGUUUUACCAGAAAUUUCAUUCUUUAGUUUUAGUUUCAGUAAAUAGGUUAUCUGUAGUUGUCUUUCUAGCAUUCCCACAUUUGUACUGUAAUUAGAGGGAAAAGAUGUGUUCUAACUACAUAAUUAUUUUGACCGUCAUGUAUGUGUAUGAAAUGUUGUAACAGUUUUUGACCUCAGAAAAUAAUAAACCCCAAAAGUAACAGUCUCCAAAAGAAGCUACUAACUCCUAAAGGCUGCAUAACUAUUCCAAGUGUAACAAGGGUCAUUACCUUUCAAGUAGUUUCCCUGAAAAAACAUUUUGCAAAUAAUUGAUAUUAAGAGUAACAGAUGAACCAAAAGCCUCCUUGUAUGUUCACCUGUAUGUACAUGUACCUUUACCCCGUGAGGUUAACCUGGGAAUUGCCCUCAGCUACAAUUAUGCAACAAUCAGACUUGGACAUGAGGUUUUAUAAAUUUGAUAUCUACAUGUAUACACUUCAGCUACCAUAUGGACUAGCAUCCACCAUAUAAAACAUUUACUGAUACCACACUGCAGCUGCAGAUCAUAGUAUUGUGUGGUUCCAGAAAAUAUCCAUACCAUCCCUACAGAAGGGACUUGCUGUAUGACGGCCCUCUCCUCUGGAUUUUCUGAAGUCAGCCCCCAAACUUUUCCCCCCUUUGCCACACACGAAAUGAUGUCUGAGAAACGAAUGCAGAAGUUCCAUACUGAUGACGCGUCAUAGCCAAGAUCUUGGUAGUGCUUCUGAUUGGUCAUACUGCUGGUAAAAUCAGAAGCACUACCCAGAUCUGGGUAGUGAUGCAUCAUCAGUACAGAAUUUCUGUGCUCGCUUCUCAGGUGUCAUUUCACGGGGAAACCUUUGGUGGCAUUGUGAAAUGUUGGCUCUUUUCUCAGGCUAAGCAAAACGGAAAGAUUUUCAUUUCCACAGAACAACUCUGCCAUGACUGACCUUUUGAUUUAUAUUGAUAACACUGCAUCUUGUUUAGUUAUUUUUAAUUCUGAAGAGAGAGAUGUCAUGCUCGAAAAGUUCUGAUGUGACAUUUUAAUGGAACAAGUUCAGGAAGUUGUGGGCUUCAAUUACAAGUUCACUCGGUUAAUUGGCAGCGAAUGAGUCUUAGUAGAUCCUUGAUCAACUAUCACAGUGCCUAAUGGGACACACUGAACCGAUCUUGUUUUUAGUUUCUGAGUUUCUUUGUACUUCUUUAACUUUCCUCAUGUUUUAAAUCUUCGCAAAUAAAUUGUUGAAGUGAAUUUUGUGUCUUUUCUUUGUCACUCUCUUUUGUGUCAUGAGAACCUUCCGGAAAUAUCUCCCUAUGGUGCACCCCCCCCCCCACACUGGAAAAUUAGGCAAAUUAAUCCCCCUCCCCUAGGAAAAUCUGACCCCUUCUGUGGGGGUGUCAUGGAUAUUUUCUGGAAUAAUCUUGGUUUGAAGUUGGCAUGUUAGUUUGAGGGAAUUACAUUUCAAAUUUCUAGUUUGUGCUCCCAUGUGUCAUUAAUUUACAUGUUAAAAAUGUGCUGACAUUAAUUUCCAUUCAAUUAUAAGCCCAUAGGAUCUUGUUGUUACGUAAAUUUCUAAAAAUCUGUGUAUGAAAUAUAACUGUUGAGUAAUAAUUUUAUUAACCCCCUCUUUCGUUUUUUUCCUUGCAUUGUAGGUUCAUUUACAAACACAACAGCAAGCUACUCAUAAUCUGACAUCUAUGGGCAUUCAUGUUGUGCGGACACAGGGGGUUUUGGCUCUAUACAAUGGACUCUCAGCUUCUUUAAUGAGACAGGUAAAAUAAAAGAGUCAACGUCCAUUUUUUCAGAGAUCGGAUACAUUGAAUAACAGCUUUAUGCACUUAAAUCAGAAAACUAAGCAAUGACCAGCGGAUCAUAGGAUUGGGCUGAGGAUAUUUUUGGCCUAUUUAUGUAGUCUUAUUGACAAACCCCAUUGCCUUUUGGUGUACCCUAAAAGUACAUUUUGUACAGUUUAAGUGGUUUCCAAAACAGGAAUACCUACGUACAUCCUGUGCCGUAAAGAAUACAGCCAAUCAGGAAGGUAGAAGCCUGUUGCAUAUUCUGUGGUAUGCAAUGGGUAGUACUUUAGGAAAAGAUCCCAGUGAGCAUUUAGCAAUGGCCUAAACUUUUCAUAACCAUCACCUAUUCUUAGCUAAAAAGGUAAUUCAAGACAUAAUCAAAUAGACUACAAAGGACAAAGAAAUUAAGGAGUUUAUUAGCCAAGGGGAACAAAAACAUGCCAGUUAACCAGAGUUUCGAAGACCGAGGUAAAUCCACAUUGCAAAACAGCAAUUAGCCUAACAGAAAUCCUGUAAGCAUACAACAGUUGUCUUUCCAUUACACAAUGCAGAAAUAGAAUACAGAGGUGUCAUGUACAGAAAAUUAAUAUAGUAUUAAAAGUGACUUUCUUCGAGGCUACCUGUGAUAUCGAGGUUAUGUGGUAAUGAUGAUUGGUUAAUCCUUCUGCUUCCGACUCCGACAAACUGGUUUUCACUAUAUCAUAAGCGGAACGUAAGCCAUGGAGUCGUAAGCGGAGUCGGAAGAAAUGGAAAUGCUCUGAUUUUUCUGACUCCAAUUCCGUCGCGCUUAUGAUUCCGCUUAUGACUCCGAUUUUUUAUUUUCACUAGGUUAUAAUCACUCUUAUGACUCCACUUACGACUCUGUCACUAGUGAAAACCACCCUUUAUGGCAAUGCUUUCUCAUGCUACACUUUAUGCCUUAAAUAUCCCACUUGUGACUUGAUUUUUCUUUGUUGAUACAUGUACUCUUCUAAACCAUGUGCAUACAUGUUCUAAAAAAUUUAAGGUCACACCCUUGAGUAGUAUACCAUAAAAUAUCCCAUGAGAGACUUGAAUUUUUUUUAGUACAUGUAAGUUCAUCAUAUGUAUUAACAGCCUUAUGAAGUUUCUAACAUAUUUUUGUCAUAAAUUCAUAUCAGCUAACAUAUUCCACUACACGUUAUGGAUUAUAUGAAGUGGUUUCAGCAGAACUAAAGAAGACAAAUGGUAAGGAAAGCCUCUUGUUAGUCCAAGUUAAAAGUUCACAGCCUUUCCCCCAGACCUAAAUGUACAGUAUCUUACCUCUAUCGAUCUCCCCCUUAAGCCCCCUAAUUGUAAAGGAGGAACCACCAAAUCCCAUGCUAUCAGCAAUAUGCUUUUUGUACAAGAAAGACAUUGUCUAACUGUGCUCUGUGUAUUACUUAAGUUUAGUUUAAUUCAUAACACUUAUGCUAAUUUUUUAUGGUAAGUCAAUAUUGACAGUCAUGUAGUAGGUUGUAAUGUCUCUUGUUUCUUUAAUUAAUUAUUAGACCCACUGCCAUUCUACCAAAAAAUAUGCAUUGGAGCAGUGGCUGGUGAGUGGAUUAUUGCUUUUUCAAAGUCAAUUCAUUGAGAGUUGUAGGUCCACAUGGGGUUAGAAAUGUUGAUUCAUAAGGAUACUUUUUUUGUUGCUGACUUAUGGUUAGGGUAUCUAGUAUGCCGUUUAGACAACAAAAGGAAAGUAAGUUGAGAUUAUUUUAACCCAAGUUUCAUUUUGAAGUUUGUCAUACAUUUUUUAUACAUGUAAAGUAACCAUAAAAUACUGUUAUUGUAAUGCAUACAUUGUAUGUAAACAGUCAGAGCCUCCUUGACUUGCAAUAUUGAUAGAGGCAUUGCCACGCCCUGGGUGUCUAUUUCAUUUUAGGGGUCCAAGCGGGGGCUUGGACUUGGACUAAUUAUUAUUCAUGAAUUAGGGCUAGGAGACAAAGGAAAUUGAGAAUCAACCUAGGUUAUAAAAUUUUAACCUGAAUUUGAUUUUGACCGCCAACAGUGACGACAGAAUCCUUGCUGAGGGGUAUUGCAUUACCAUAGUUAGUCUAUCCUUACUUUGAACUUGACACUAAACAAGAUGAAAUAUGCAAAGCCUUGUUAAUCAAGUAGGAGACUGAAUGAAUUAACAGUGUAGAGAGGGUGUUUAUUAGAUAAGAGGCCUUUAUUUGGAAGUGGGCAUUUAUUAGGUCAUUUAUGGUAUUUUCAAGCUCCUCUACGAGGCAGAAUUUUGUGAUUGUUGUAUUUUUUUCUUUGUUUCAGGAUUUUUAGGUGGAAUUGUUGGAAAUCCUGCAGAUAUGGUUAAUGUGAGGUGAGGAUAUCCCAAAAUGUACUCUACGAGGGCAUAAAAUAUUAACAUUUCCAAUUGGCACACAGCUUUACUUGAACGGAACUUGGCCAAUAAUAUCUGCAGAUGAGCUAGAAAAAAAUCCCUCCUCAAAAGAAACCUCAUCUAGUCCAAAUUCUGUCAGAAAAGUAUUCUGCAUUUAUUCAGUACACCUUUAUUUGGGAUGUUAUAACCUUGUCUUGUUAAUUUAUUAACUAGUUGUGUGUUAAAAUUAUGUUUGUUAACAGCCCUCUUUGGCAAAUUUUAUGUGGGAUUUGGAUUGGCACUGUCAGCAGUACAUGUAAAAGUUAUUAUUGUUGAAAUUAAUGUUGGCAUUCUACUUUUAUCGUUGAGUCUUUUUUGUGCUUACUGGCUUUAUAGCCAAAAAGCAUUAUGUCAGUGUCUGUGUAAGUCUAUCUGUCCAUCCUUCAGUAAGACGGUAUUUCUGUUGUCCUGUUAGUGCAAAGCGUUAACGCUAUAACCUUUGGAGCCGAAGGCGCUGGAUUUGAUACCCACUAUCACCCUUUUUUUUCCUGAUGAAUUCUAUGGGUUUUCUUUUUUCUUGAAGCCUAAUAAUUUAAUUAUGUAAAGAAUUUAGUAACUUACAGUUAAUUGAGAUCCGGGGUUUCGAUUGAUACUGAAUUGCAUGGGCUCAGUUUCGAUCAAUACUCAAUUGUGUCUUUCCUUUUGAGGACUUUACCAAUUGUUUUUUGCUUAAAAAAAAAAAAAACAAGGUACACACUGAAACAAACUAUUAAAUAAAUAAAAUUUGCAUGUUUUGAAUUAAAUGAACUUGUAGCACACAGCUUUAACAUUUUUCACUUUAACCUCUGAAGCAGAGCUUUUGGGCUCAGUGCCAGUACCCGGCAUCACCCAUAUUUUCUUCAAUGUAUUUAAUAGAUUCUUUUCUUCUUUUUUUGUUUUCGUUUUUAUGGUUACUGCAGUGAAGACUAUUCAUAGCCAUGCAGUAAGCACAUGUCCUCUCAGGGGACUAUUUUCUGACACGUCAUACAUGCCAGGUCAAUCAACUCAUCAUUUUAACUUUUUGCAGGAUGCAAAAUGAUGUCAAAACUAUUGAUGUUGCUAAACGAAGAAAGUAAGUCAAAACAGUGUUUUCAAGAAACUUAAAUAUUAUACAGUCACUAAGAAUUCGAUGACCAGGCCCCAGGGGGGGUACUCGGGAUUUCAAGUGACGGGGAUGAUCGAAUGGAGCCAAAAUUCAAGACCCAAAAAAAUCCCUGGACCAAAAAUUAACCCCAAAAAAAUCCCAUGCCAAUUUUGUGGCCCUUGAAAGUUCCAGAAAGGGUAAUGCUAUAACACAAAGAAAAACAUUGGAAAUUGAACACUCGUGUUUUUUUAUUCAUCAUACCAUCUCAAUAUAUCCUUUCCCUCAUCUGGCAGUCAUUUUAACAAGCUAGAGCGGGUGCUAGAGACACCCAAGAACGGUUUUGUUUCAACAGUAACGUUAUGAAUAACUCUAAACAAGACCAACUCGGGUAAGAACAAAACAAAUGACUUUACUACUCAAAUCAAGCUACCCAAAAAAAUACUUGCCAAAUUUUCGUACCCAAAAAAAUCCCGGAAUCGAAAAUUUCAAACCCAAAAAAAUCCUUUGAUCAUCCCCGUCACUUGAAAUCCUGAGUACCCCUCCUGGGGACCAGGCCUCAGUUGUUCAAAAGGUGGAUAGUACAAUAAUACCAUCCAGUGAAUAAAUGGAAAUGAUUUCCCUAAAGCUUAUCCACUGGAUUAAACAGUAAAUUAUAUUUAUCCAUUGGAUAGUGUGCGAUCCAGUGUUUGAACUACUGGGGUCAAAUAAACACGUGCUCCCCUUGAAUAAGUGCAAAAAUAGUGUUAAGCACCACACCCAGCUUGCCUACAAUGUAGUGCCAGUGUUGAAUUUAAUAUUCUUUUUGACAUUACUUCAUUAUUGGUGAUUGGCUUCUUUCUCUUUUCUCAUAGUCUUUGAGAAAAACAAAGAAAAAAAUUACAAAUUACAGUGUUAUUUGCAAAUGAGAAAAUUUAUAAAAGCUCUGCAGCCCUCCAAUAAACUUUACACUGAGAGGUGUGAUAAUAUCUGAUAUGUGCCAGGGCUGUAACUUGUCAAUGAGUAUAUCUCAUGGUAUGCUUAACCCUUUAGGCCCCAAUAUCCACAUAUAAAUUCUCCAUAUUGAUCGUCAUACAUUUCUUUAAAGAAUUAGUUGAGAGAGCUUGAUAACAGAUCAAAGCAUUUCCUCUUUACUGGUCAUUUUAUUAACUGUCGUAACCAUUUCUCUUGGCAACAUAUGGAUACUGUCAGGAGAAACUUGAUGUUGGUCACUAUUGGGACUUGCAGGGUUAACAGUUAGCUUUUGUAUCUUUACAGCUAUAAACAUGUUUUUGACGGUCUCUACCGAACAGCAACAGAAGGUAUAUUAAAUUACAUAUAUUUAUUUUGUGUCUUACAAAUAAUGCAUCUUUGCGGGCUGUACAAUUUGCAGUUAAUAAUACUUAAUGCAUAAAGGUUGCAAAAUAUAUGAAUGUUAAUGUUCAUUUUUAUAAAAUAAUUUAAUAAAUCAUUUGUUUUUCUUUACCAUAAAACAGAGGGCGUGACCACAUGGAUGAGGGGUGUCACUAUGACCUCAUCGAGGGCCCUUCUUAUGACAGUGGCUCAGGUACACUGUAAGCUUAGUUAUGACGUCUUUUUGCCAUAUUUGACAGUAGCUCAAUAGAAUAAUAUUAUCGAUCAGCAACUUAGUGUCUUAAUCAAAGGGGUCUGUGUUUCAUGGCAUAUGAGUUUCUAAUAUAAUGAUAUUUAAAAAAAUAUCCCUCCCAUGGUAGCAAAACUGGUGUUUCUGAAUUUUGACCAGGAGAAGUGUUGAGGUUUUUUUAGUAAAUGAAAUACUGUAAAAUCACAUGUUAAAGCCCUGGGCUCAUAUAACUUCAUAAGGGUUUUUGGGUGGGCUUAUAAAUGGGGGGCUUAUUUCCAGGGGUAGGCAGGGGGGCAUAUACGUGGAAUAAAAAAAGUGUUUUGGAACAAUGAGAUAAAACGUUUCUGUGAAACAAAUAAUAUUAAAGUAAACAUACCAUUACAUUUAAAGUUACAUUCAUAAUACAUUAAUGUGUCACAAUAAAUGGAUAAUGUAUUUCAAAAACAUCUAUAAAGCAGUUAUGUGACUGGAAAAACUGGGACCAAACAGAACAAAAGUUAAAAAAAAAAUAAAAGCCUUAGCAUUAUCAAUUUGUCUGUUUGCUGUGAAAUGGUCCUCUCGUAGCUUUAACAAAGUUCAUAUUUGUAUUUCAAUGCUCAGAACAAUUUCAUAGUUUCAUGUUCCAGUUCAAGUGGCAACUGAGUUGAACAGUUGUGUUGGAAAUGAACAGUGAAACAGAACUCGUAGCAUUGUUAUUAUACGCAUGAACAUUUGUUUCUUUCUUCGGUAUCAAUUUGAUUAUUGUUCUAAACUCCACAGCCACUUGUUUAUGCCUAUGACUUUAGAUUAAAAAUUUUGAUGUUUGUAUAGAAACGCAAAAGGAACAUACUUAUAAUAAUACAUGGGCUUAUAUCUGGAAAAUCUUUGUUACCAAAUGGAUGGGCUUAUAUUGGGGGUGGGGGGGCUUUAACAUGGGAUUUUACGGUAAAUGAGAUAUAAUGUUUAAUGUUCCAUGAAAAAUAAAAUGGAAAUUAUUUGAAAUUGGUCUCUUCUAACAGGUGGCUUGCUAUGACCAAGCAAAACAACUUUUGCUUGCAACAGGGUGAGUUAUUUGUUCUUUACAUGUCUAUUGGAUCAUAGCCUGUUGCAGGCUGCAAGAGAGUGGGGAAAGUUGAUCUGAAAACGUUACGUGAAAACCACUUGGGGGCUGGGGUGAGACAGAGAAGUGGAGCCUGUAAGCAUUAUUUUCACCUCAUUCGAGUAUACCAGCUUCAUGGCUGUACCUAGGAUUGGUCAAUAGUAUUAUUGUGACAGUUUACCUCAAUCAUUUGGCCUCAGGCAUGCCUAACAAACAUUUUGAGCAUAUGAAACCCUACACUGCAACUUUUGAUGUUUUGACAUUUAACAUUGCGGUUUUCAGGAAGUGGGUGGGGUAGUGGUUACAGGCUUUCCCCAUCUUUUUUUGCUUGUUCGCUUUUUUCAUUUGUCUACACUGACUGAGAGCGUGGCUUAAUUGGCUAAUUGAAUCAUUAUUGUCACUCUAAGGUGUUCAAUGUCCAAAUUUGAGUCAGGUCAAGAGUAGAUAACUCAAGAAUUUAAAGGAAACCUUGAUUGCUUAAUUUGCAUUUAUACAUUGUCACUACAUCCAGCUGUACAUAUUAUUAUUAUUAUUUUUUAAUUGUCAUUUGCAGGGUUUUUAAAGAUAACAUUAUCACACACUUUACUGCAAGUUUUAUAGCGGUAAGAUAUGUUUUGCUGUGUGUUUUUUCCUACAAUUUUCAAUUGUUUUUUGAUCAACAAGCACAUUUCAUAUAACGUAAUCACAAAUUAUUGACUUCUGUUUAAGAUGCACUUUGUUAUGUAGUAACAGUUUAAUUUUAAUUGCCCUGUUCCCGUGUUUCAUAUCAAGCUGCCUUCUUCAAGUUGUAAUAGCUGGGAGAAGUAAGAUAAUUAAUUAAAUUAAGAAAUGCUUUGUACUUGAUGCAAUUUACACAACUGCUAACAGGAAACACUCAUUAUUAAAAAUCAUUGAAACUAUGUCAAUGUUUGUUUAGGGUACAAUUGCCACUGGAAUCACACAACCUGUUGAUGUAAUGAAAACAAGACUCAUGGAAGCCAAGCCAGGCCAGUACAAGGUAAAACUAGUACCUCUCUUCACUGGCUGUAUUAAACUUACAGUAAUUGCAGCACUCCCCUACAAAACAUAGUGGAACAUUUAAAAAAAUAAUGCUACUUUUCACCGUUGUUACAAUACCAACUCUAGAAUAGCUGUUGUCUCUUACAAUGUUAUUAAUGAAUGCAUUUUCCGGGUGUUUUAGCACUGCAUGUAUUUUUAUAAUUCAAAGGAAUUCAAAUGUUUAGAUUGGAGCUAAAAAUAAGUACUUUCAAGUCUUCAAAUUCUGGAGUUUUCACGAGAGUUGCGUUUUAAUGAAAAAUUGUAUUUUUUAUUUUAGCAUUAUUUUCCUUUGUUGUAAACCGGUCAUCAUACAUUAUCAUUCCCAAGAACAAAAGUUUGAUGUUCAAAAACAUUAUUUUUCAAAGUACAUGCAAGUUUAUCGUACAGCUGAUUUCCUUUUUUUCUUUCAGAGUGUGGCUCAUUGUGUUCUUUACACAGCAAAGCUUGGACCUAUGGGCUUUUAUAAGGUUGCUAUUAUCUUAAUGUGAACAAAUGUAUAAUAACUUCGUAGAGGAAGACCACUACAAAUAAUGCCAAUGCAUACGUUGAAUUUUCCACCAGUAUCUUAUCUUUUAGCAUAGUUAAAAUACAAAUCAGUCAGCCCAAAGAGGACUGCAGUUGAAUAUUAUUGGCAGCUACUUCAAUAUUGUUCUGAACUCAGGCUUUUUCUCAUUAGGAAAAAGGUAGUGUUGCUAAGUUGAUAAGACUUACUGUUUAUUUUUUCUAGUUUUUUUCUAGUUCUAGUUUUUUAUUCUCAUGCAAUUAAAAUUCAUUUUCACAAGAAAGGUUUUUGUACUUAGCCUCGUUUUGACAAGAGAGGUUUUGGAACUCGGAAUUGGCCUAUUGACUUGAGGGUUGUAGGAAAAUCCUAUCUCAGUUUGAGACAGGGAAAGAGGAGGGAUGGCCUUGGGCAAUUUUAAUGAGUGAUAAAAUAUCCGACAUUAUUGAUAAUUUUUAAGCAGUCUCUUGUGGAGCAUGAUUUUAAGACUUAAGUGACUUUAUUCCUGAAAUGAAAUAAAAAUGAAUGAAAGAAGAGGUGUUAUGUACUUAAUAACCACUAAGAACUGUUUUUUUUCCCUUUUUUUUCAGGGUUUUGUUCCAGCAUGGGUCCGUUUAGCACCUCAUACAAUUCUAACAUGGAUCUUCCUAGAGCAGCUUAGAGUUUUUUUUCCUAUUAAACAGCAAGAGUGA